Messenger RNA from Melampsora larici-populina 98AG31, 1264 nucleotides. RefSeq lists its product as uncharacterized. Bases 107 to 1264 code for a protein of 385 amino acids. Gene Ontology annotation, biological process: deoxyribonucleotide biosynthetic process. Lineage: Eukaryota; Fungi; Basidiomycota; Pucciniomycetes; Pucciniales; Melampsoraceae. Gene Ontology annotation, molecular function: oxidoreductase activity. The record is from RefSeq and is a predicted model, not a curated record. The transcript is spliced from 6 exons.
UCAUUAGACUUCAUCAGUCUUCAUAACAAGCUAAUCUAGCUACUCAACUAUAUCACAAAGAACUUUAUCCAAUCUCUAUCUUUUUUUUUCGAACUCAAUCAUCAAGAUGGCUUCAGUCGACAGUGCUACUGCUGCCCUAGAUUCCCUUGAUCUCAAAGAUGCUAUCAAGAACAAAUUAGCAACUGUAGAUCACAUUAAUGGAUCUGAUACCAUUGAUCGAACUCGAUUCGUUGGAAAUCCCGAUAUCACUUGUGAUGCGGAAGAACCUUUAUUGAAGGAAGAUGGUCAUCGCUUUGUCCUAUUCCCAAUCAAAUAUCACGAAAUUUGGGCAUCCUACAAGCGAGCCGAGGCUUCGUUUUGGACAGCUGAAGAGAUCGAUCUUUCAAAGGAUAUGCACGAUUGGGAAAACAGGUUGAACGAUGAUGAGAAACACUUUAUUAAACACGUCUUGGCUUUCUUCGCUGCUUCAGAUGGAAUUGUCAACGAGAACUUGAUUGAAAGAUUUAGUGGAGAGGUUCAAGCGGCUGAAGCCCGAUGCUUUUAUGGCUUUCAGAUCAUGAUGGAGAACAUUCAUUCGGAAGUCUAUUCGCUUCUGAUUGAUACUUACGUCCGAGAGCCAAUAGAAAGGUCACAUCUUUUCGACGCAAUUGAUACCAUUCCUUGCAUACGUAAAAAGGCCGAUUGGGCUCUGAAAUGGAUUUCGGACAAGCAAUCCACUUUUGGGGAACGCUUGAUUGCUUUUGCUGCGGUUGAGGGAAUCUUCUUCUCUGGAUCCUUUGCCUCGAUUUUCUGGCUCAAGAAACGUGGCUUGAUGCCUGGUCUAACCUUUUCAAACGAGUUGAUUUCUCGCGAUGAAGGCCUCCACACAGACUUUGCUUGUCUACUUUUCUCUCACCUCGAAAGGCGGCCGCACCCGGAUACCGUUCAAGCUAUAAUAUCACAAGCAGUUGAGAUUGAGAAGGAGUUCUUGUCAGAUGCAUUACCCUGCAAGUUGAUUGGUAUGAACGCGGAUUUGAUGUGCCAAUACAUCGAGUUUGUCGCUGACCGCCUCUUGGUUGCCUUGGGCAAUGACAAAUUCUACAACGCUGAAAACCCAUUCGACUUUAUGGAAAUGAUCUCAUUAUCCGGGAAGACUAACUUUUUCGAAAAGCGAGUCUCAGAUUAUGCUAAGGCUGGUGUGAUGACGCGAUCGAAGGGUGAAGAUGGAGCUGAUGCCAAAGAAGCUGGUGGAGGUGGUCUCUUUUCGCUAGAUGAGGACUUUUAA